Messenger RNA from Clonostachys solani, 1491 nucleotides. The record is from the annotation of a GenBank genome assembly. NCBI's taxonomy places the organism in Eukaryota, Fungi, Ascomycota, Sordariomycetes, Hypocreales, Bionectriaceae.
AUGGGAGGCGUAUAUGAGUGUGUGAAGGAGGCGAUUGUCUGCCCUCCCGGUCUCCCAAAGGCCAAUCCCACAAUCUCAUCAUGGCAGAGCCCACCUGACUCUGUGUCCAAUGUCCGGUCUGCAGUUCUUCCUAAGGAGGUGGAUAUUGCCAUCAUUGGCUCUGGUAUCACUGGAUGCAGUGCAGCCCGUGCCAUCGUCAGCCAUCAAGCUGGAUCUGCGAUGCGUGUUGCGGUUCUUGAAGCCCGUACGGCAGUCAGUGGUGCAACUGGCCGCAAUGGAGGCCACCUCAUCUCGGACACCUGGGGGUUGUUUCCUGAACUGGUGGACGAAUUUGGUUUCGACGAUGCCGUAGACAUUGCGCGAUUCUCAGCAGAGAAUAUAUCCGCCCUAAGAAAGGUGGUCUCUGGUCUCAAUGAUGCUGAUCAAGAAACUGUCGAAUUUCGUGACGUGGUGGCUACAGCUUCGCUCUCGGACUCGCAGUCUUGGGAAGGGAGCAAACGAGCUGUAGAAAUAUUCGCUGAGGCGAUGGGACCCGAUUUCGGGAUCCAGGUUGAAGUCUCAACAGACAAAGACAUUGCAAAGAGGGACUAUUCAUAUGCUGAUGGAGCGGGAUUUAUGAAACAACACGGCGCUGCAGCACUGAGUGCUUACAGAUUGGUGACUGCAGUCUGGAGACAGAUCUUGGACAAGCAUGCUAAUUGCAUCACGCUCGAAACCGAAACUCCAGUACUGUCAGUGGAGCCACAUACUUGGGAGGGGAAAGACGGGUACAGCUUAACCACUCCCCGGGGCACUAUUCGAGCCUCAAAGGUCAUACACUGUACCAAUGGGUACGCUGCUAAACUCUUGCCGAAUCUCGUUGGAAAGCUCUAUCCCCUACGAGGCACUAUGUCAGAGCAAGAACUUGGGCCGUCUUUUCCUCAGUCUGGAGCUGAAUACUCCUGGACCAGCACUGGCCUGGGAAAUUAUGACAAGAAAUCAGACGAAAUUCUAGUCAACCUUUGGUAUGCUCAGCAAAAUCCAAAAACUCGGAAUCUCUUUAUUGGAGGCGAGCAUCAACCGAUAAAAGAACUGUUAAACGACGAUGAUUCAAAGAUAUCAUCUUCCGCGCGAGCUCAUUUGAGCGUCAUCACUUCCAAGAUUUUCCACAAUGCUGAACCAACAAGUGUCAAAAGGAUCUGGUCAGGCAUCAUGGGAUUCACGGCAGAUUUAUUUCCAUUCGUGGGACCUCUGUCUAAAGAAAUGACUGGUCGAGAUGGGAACGGGGAGUUUAUAGCUGCGGGAUUCAGCGGACACGGCAUGGAUAAGUGUUGGCUGUGUGGAGAAGCAGCUGCCCUGAUGGCUCUUGGAGAAGAUGUUCCAGUCGGAUUUCCGAAACCUUUUUUGGUCAGCAAUAGGAGAAUCCAAGACGGAACCCCAGAAGCUGCUGCCAAAGCAUUGAUUGACUCUAUUGUGUGUCUCGCCGAUACACCCAACGACGCUGUUGAAUAG